Messenger RNA from Sardina pilchardus (European sardine), 1773 nucleotides. RefSeq names its product MYC proto-oncogene, bHLH transcription factor b (gene mycb). The coding region runs from base 198 to 1436 and encodes 412 amino acids. Lineage: Eukaryota; Metazoa; Chordata; Actinopteri; Clupeiformes; Clupeidae. The transcript is spliced from 3 exons. Gene Ontology annotation, molecular function: DNA-binding transcription factor activity, RNA polymerase II-specific; RNA polymerase II cis-regulatory region sequence-specific DNA binding; protein dimerization activity. The record is from RefSeq and is a predicted model, not a curated record. Gene Ontology annotation, biological process: regulation of transcription by RNA polymerase II; positive regulation of cell population proliferation.
CUAAGCGCGAAUUGGUAGAGGUACACUCACAUAGUUUGAAAUGCCACUUGAAAUGCAGUCCAUCUUCUGAAACCGGUGCAGUCAACUCCCACUUUGGAAUAUUACUUUCACUUGGCAUCAGCAAGACUUUUUUCACUUAACUGAUAUACCUCAAUCUUCCAUAUUUUCUUGACGUAUUUACAUUGAUUUUGGCAGUCAUGCCACAAAGUCCGAGCAUGGCGAGCAAGAAUUAUGACUAUGACUACGACUCCUAUCAACCCUAUUUUUACUACGACAACGAGGACGAGGAUUUCUACUAUCAACAGCAUGGUCAAACACAGCCCCCGGCACCAAGCGAGGAUAUAUGGAAGAAAUUUGAGUUGCUACCAACACCGCCACUUUCGCCUAGCCGGCGACCUUCUCUCGCGAGUCUCUACCCCUCAACAGCAGACCAGUUGGAGAUGGUUACUGAGCUUCUUGGGGACGACACAAUGGUCAACCAUAGUUUGAUUUGCGAUGAGGACAACGCAAAGUCUAUUAUUAUCCGAGACUGCAUGUGGAGCGGGUUUUCCGCGGCCGCUAAACUUGAAAAAGUAGUUUCUGAACGUCUGGCAUCAUUUCAAGCUGCAAGAAAAGAAGCCGUUGUCACGACUGAAUCUACGGGGAGCGGUUCAAAUCGACUGAAGUCUAACGUUUGCUACUUGCAGGAUAUCAAUACCCCAGCGUCGGAAUGUAUUGACCCUUCAGUUGUGUUUCCCUAUCCACUGACGGAAACCCCCAAACCCAGCAAAACAUCACAGUCGUUGGCAGUGGGCCUACCUCUUGAUACUCCACCCAAUAGUGGAAGUAGCAGCAGUAGCGACAGUGAUUCGGACGAUGAUGACGACGAAGACGACGACGACGACGACGACGAGGAGGAGGACGAGGAGGAAAUCGACGUUGUGACUGUGGAAAAGAGGAAAUCUGUGAAGCGGUCGGAAUCCAAUUCAGAUGCUGCUUGCAGAUCGCAUCACAGUCCGGUAGUUCUAAAACGCUGUCACGUCAAUGUUCACCAACACAAUUACGCAGCACACCCAUCUACCCGAAACGAGCAGCCCGCGGUCAAGAGGAUUAAGUUCGAGAGCAACGGCAGCAGGGUGCUUAAACAAAUCAGCAACAAUCGAAAAUGCACGAGUCCCAGGACGUCUGACUCGGAGGAUAACGACAAGCGCAGGACACAUAACGUGCUUGAGCGACAGCGACGGAAUGAGCUCAAGCGCAGUUUUUUUGCGUUGCGCGACGAGAUCCCAGACGUGGCCAAUAACGAGAAGGCCGCCAAAGUAGUCAUACUCAAAAAAGCGACAGAGUGCAUCGCCAGAAUGCAGACAGAGGAGCAAAAACUACUUUCUGUUAAGGAACAGCUAAGGAGAAAAAUUGAACAGCUCAAUCACAGGCUUGGCUUACUGAAGAGCUCGUAGUAAUGGACAAAGGAUGAGGGGUUCCAUACCCUCUGGACUUCUGCUGCCUGAAAAUGCAGUUGCGCUCAAGACUGUUCCUCGAAAGCUCUGGCCACUCAUGACUUUGAAGCAAUCUGAUCUUUUUUGUAUAGAGUUUCACUGCCUUGUUUAAACAUGGUCUACUGGAAGUCAUCACUUCGUUUAUUUUGUAUUUAAUUUUAUUUUUAGUAUACAAUGGCAAGCAGAUUUGCUACUGCCCUAAAUUAAUAUUGUGUUUUUGUAAGAUUUGUACAUAUUUGCUCAGAUGUAUUUCAGAUGUUGUAUUGAUUCUGAAUCAUAAAUGCAUUUGUUUAUGAAA